Messenger RNA from Juglans microcarpa x Juglans regia, 1238 nucleotides. RefSeq names its product choline-phosphate cytidylyltransferase 1-like. Gene Ontology annotation, molecular function: choline-phosphate cytidylyltransferase activity; phosphatidylcholine binding. The transcript has 8 exons. Gene Ontology annotation, biological process: CDP-choline pathway. The coding region runs from base 91 to 1026 and encodes 311 amino acids. The record is from RefSeq and is a predicted model, not a curated record. Lineage: Eukaryota; Viridiplantae; Streptophyta; Magnoliopsida; Fagales; Juglandaceae.
AAGAAUUCUUUUACAAAUGGGAGUGUUCUGAGCACAUCAGUAGUGUUAAAUCACUGCCGUAGUCGAGUGACUGGCGACUCGAAUCGUUGAAUGGAGGAACCUAAGCCCAAGGAUGCCACCAUUUUACAUUCGAACGGGAGCUCUGAUGACAGUGUGCCGGACCCUCCUCCUGUUCGAGUCUAUGCUGAUGGGAUCUACGAUCUCUUCCACUUCGGCCACGCUCGCUCCCUUGAGCAAGCCAAGAAACUGUUCCCAAGCACCCAUCUGCUUGUUGGAUGUUGCAAUGAUGAGAUCACCCAUAGAUAUAAAGGAAAAACUGUUAUGACGGAGGACGAACGCUGUGAAUCUCUUCGUCAUUGCAGGUGGGUGGAUGAAGUCAUUCCCAAUGCACCUUGGGUGAUCACACAAGAAUUUAUUGACAAGCACAAGAUUGACUAUGUGGCCCAUGAUUCUCUUCCUUAUGCAGAUGCUAGUGGAGCUGGGAACGAUGUCUAUGAAUUUGUUAAAUCUGCUGGAAAGUUCAAGGAAACAAAACGGACUGAUGGGAUUUCUACAUCAGACGUUAUAAUGAGGAUUGUAAAAGAUUAUAAUGAAUACGUGAUGCGUAACUUGGAUCGUGGAUAUUCAAGAACAGAUCUUGGUGUUAGCUACGUGAAGGAAAAACGAUUGAGGGUGAACAUGAAAUUGAAGAAAUUACAGGAGAAAGUGAAGGAACAACAAGAGAAGGUGGGAGAGAAGAUUCAAACUGUUGCAAUGUAUCGUAAUGAGUGGGUGGAGAAUGCCGAUCGCUUGGUUGCUGGAUUUCUUGAGAUGUUUGAAGAACGUUGCCAUAAAAUGGGCACUGCCAUCAGGGAUCGAAUUCAAGAGCGGCUAAGGGGUCAGCAGUCUAGAGAUUCCACAUAUCUCCUACAUGAUGGAAGCGACGAUGCUGAUGACGAUGUUGCCGAAGAAUAUUAUGACGAGGAUGACGAUGGUGAAUAUUAUUAUGAUGAGGAAGCGUAUGCUCAGCAUGACACGAUAGAUUAGAGAGAAGCAAUGUAGAAUUCACAGCUUGCAGGUGAUGAAACAUUAGUAUAUACUUUUGAAUGCCUUGGGAUGAAAAUCUUGCAGAUUGUGUGUUCGUUGCAUAAUGUGUCUCGCCACUUGGUCUCUGUAAAGUGCCAUAUAGUAAUUGCGUGGUUUUGCUCUGUCUGCGAAAGCGAACUUUUGUUAAAAUUGAAACUUCAACAUUCUUUUGA